Messenger RNA from Lachancea sp. 'fantastica', 1899 nucleotides. The record is from the annotation of a GenBank genome assembly. Lineage: Eukaryota; Fungi; Ascomycota; Saccharomycetes; Saccharomycetales; Saccharomycetaceae.
AUGGAACCUUCAGGAUCUGGAGCGGAAAGUGCGGAACUGAGAAGAUCAGGAUCAACUUCGUCGUCGAAUUAUAGCAAUCUCAACGCGAAUUUGCAUGCUCGAGUAAAAGCGUUCCAAGAACAACGACAACUCAAGCGAAACGGUAGCGUGGGGUCUGCAGGACACGGAUCGAAGGUGAAUGUAUCGACCAGAGCAGCAGAAGUGACGCCAGGGGCGUCGAAUUCCAACGCCAAGACUACCGCAGGAGCAGGUCCGAACGGCGUGUGUGGGCCUGGUGGAACACACUUGGACGGUCAUAGAAGCGUGGUGAAGGCCCCGGAACCACAGAACAUCGAUAAAAUCGUCAAUAAACCCCUGCCCCCACUUCCCCCCAAAAAGGAGAACAACGGCCACGUGCUGAGUCCGAUCAGAAGAGCCCCCAGACCUCCCUCCAUGGCCGUAAAUGCUUCUGGGAUGGGUGGGGCACCCGGUGUUCCCAGGGCUCCGCAUCCUGUGUCUCCCAAUGGUGUCUCUUCAAAACCCGGUCCUUCUACACCCACCAUUCCAAAGGCUAAACCCAGUUUGAGCGCUAGACGUGGUCUGAAAUUGCCCGCAGGCGGGAUGUCGCUCAAGAUGAAACCUCCUGCUGCUACUACAGGCACUUCUGCUGCCCAGGAGUUUGCAGGUGCACCAUCAAACCGAAAUUCAGGAGCAGCCUCGAAUAACAGAAGCAAUCCGGGCUCGCUAGUCAAUGGAGUUUCCACAACGUCCACAUCAUCGGGUCAGCAACGUGAUACCGAAGGCACAGAACCACAACAAGGUGACCAACAGCUUCAAAAUCGGAGCGGCUCUAAUGGGCUUUUCACCAAUUUCUCCAAAUACGUUGACAUCAAGUCAGGCUCGCUGAAUUUUGCAGGAAAACUAUCACUGAGCUCUCAAGGUGUCGAUUUCAGCAACGGCUCCAGUUUUCGCAUAACUUUAGAUGAGCUAGAGUUUCUGGGAGAACUGGGGCAUGGAAACUACGGGAAUGUUUCCAAAGUUUUACAUAAGCCCACUAAUGUCAUAAUGGCUAUGAAGGAGGUGAGGCUGGAAUUGGACGAAUCAAAAUUUACGCAGAUUCUUAUGGAGUUGGAGGUCUUGCACAAAUGUCAAAGUCCCUACAUUGUGGACUUUUACGGGGCCUUCUUCAUAGAAGGCGCUGUUUACAUGUGCAUUGAAUACAUGGACGGUGGGUCCCUUGACAAAAUUUACGAUGACGAUAUUUUGGGAGGUAUAGACGAGCCUCAACUAGCCUCCAUCACUUAUUCCAUAAUUCAGGGUCUUAAAGAGCUGAAAGACGUGCACAACAUCAUUCACCGCGACGUGAAGCCCACAAACUUGUUGUGCUCAGCUGCCCAAGGAACAGUGAAACUUUGCGACUUCGGUGUGUCGGGAAAUCUAGUAGCAUCACUGGCCAAAACAAACAUCGGUUGUCAGUCGUACAUGGCGCCAGAGCGUAUCAAGUCUUUCAACCCCGAUAAGUCCACGUACUCUGUACAGUCCGAUGUUUGGUCUUUGGGGCUCAGUAUUCUGGAAAUGGCCAACGGAGCAUAUCCUUAUCCUGUUGAGACUUUUGACAACAUAUUUUCACAACUAAGCGCAAUUGUUGACUCACCUCCUCCAAAAUUGCCAAAGGGAAAAUUCAGCUCUUUGGCCCAAGACUUUGUCAAUAUGUGCCUGCAAAAAAUUCCCGAGAGAAGACCCGCAUAUGCUGCUCUGGUUGAACACCCAUGGCUGCAAAAGUAUAGCGCGGCCGACGUCAACAUGAGUGAAUACAUCAGCACAAGACUGCAUAAAAAGCUGCAUGCUACCGAAGCAGAUGGAAUAAGUGGAGUCACUAAGACUAACGCUGUUCCUGCGCUUCACAAGGGCGGUCUAUGA